Molecule: messenger RNA, 2700 nt
Organism: Acytostelium subglobosum LB1
Lineage: Eukaryota; Evosea; Eumycetozoa; Acytosteliales; Acytosteliaceae
Exons: 4
Coding region: 1-2700 (899 amino acids)
Biological process (GO): signal transduction; regulation of GTPase activity
Cellular component (GO): cytoplasm
Molecular function (GO): protein binding
Source: RefSeq, a predicted model, not a curated record
AUGAGCUCAUUUAAGAAGGCCCCAGUGCCACCUCCGAUCAGUAAAUUGAACCCACCAACAUCAUCAUCAUCAGCAUCGUCUUCAUCUUCUUCCUCCUCAUCUUCAUCAUGGGUAAAGUCCAAGAGUACACCAAAUGGACAGGAUGGAACAUUGUCAGCAUUCCUACAUAAACAAUCUGCUAAGGCCCCGCCUGCUCCGGGCAAGCCAAAGAGCUAUAAGAAGAAAUGGUGUUGGUUCCAAGCGGACCAGGGCACACUAUACUACCACCAAUCAGGCUCGAUGAACUCAGGAUCAGAGACGAGCACACCACUUAGCAUAGGUUACCUGAUCAAGAGUAUCCAUAUUGACUCGUGUAUUGUUGAAGCAUCCACUCUGAAGCAAGAGUUCGUCAUCACUCACACUGGUCCAUCCAAGCGAAAGUGGAUUUGGAAGGCCGAAGAUGCCGCCACUGCUCAGCAAUGGGUCAGCGGAUUGAAUGCGUUCAAACAGAGGACGCCGGCGGCCUCGGGAAAGCGGCCGCCAGCGCCCACACCCGGCACAGCCACAUCGGCUUCGUCAAGUCAGCCCGAUGCGACGCCAACACAGGCGGCACCGUCACCCGCCGCAUCGGCCUCGCCCACAUCAUUCGUCAGGGGUGAGUCUGGCAAUAAGUCGGCGUCUGGGGCGGAUGGCAGCACCAGCCCAUCUCUGCAGCCAAUAUCCUCUGCCUCCUCCAACUCGAGCUCAAACAGCAGCGAAUCAUUGCUCAGCAGCACCGACAAGAACAAGAACAUUGCUGAGCAGUUCUUAAAGAGCCUGUCGAUCAAUUGCGAGGCGGGCCUCGAUCGGGCCAGCGGCAAGCAAUCGUUUGGCGCCGUCAAGAUCAGACAGCUGCUCGUGCGACAGAGCCCGCCACUGGACAGCGAUCAGAUCAACUACAUCCUCUCGCUGCUGCAGAGCCAGAUCACCUACAUGCAGGAGUGCUACGAGGAGAUCCAGAAAGUGAGCGAGAGCAACAAGAAGCCAGUCACCGCGACCGUCGCUCACACCAAGCCGCUCACGACUGCGACGACCUCUGGUAAGCCUGCCGUGCCGCCCAAGUCCACCCCACCGCCCCCAGCACUGGUGUCAUUGCCCUCACUCAGCAAUAUGGACGACGACGACGAGGACGACGCUCAUCCCAAAGAGGACAGCAUAUUCUCGCUACUGCCCAAUCACUUGUCGCUGUACAUUCUGUCCUUCCUCGAUGCAAAGCAGUUGUUGCUAUGUGCCACUGUGUCCUCGCGUUGGUUCCAGUUAUCCACGGACAAUGUGUUGUGGCUGCGCUUCACGACGCAUCUUCAGACGCCUGCGUCGGUGUUUGACACGGGCAGGAGUUGGAAGACUGUCUAUCUCAGUCAUCGCAAGCAGUCCACAUCGACCAAAGAGAAGAACAUGAGUCGUGCCAUAAGCAUCUAUGGCCUACCUGCGAUCACCAGCACAUCUGGCAAGUCAGUCAAAGAAGGAUACCUCUACAAGAGAGGUGAGGACAUCCUAAGAAUAUGGAAGAAGAGAUACUUUGUACUGAAGGAGAACUGUUUAUUCUACUUCCAACAUCCAAAUGACAACUUCCCAUGUGGAAUGAUCCCAUUGCAGACCACAUUCAGAGUAAAGAGAGUGUCACCAUCAACGAGGAAGCAUUGCUUUAAGAUCAUACAUGAUGGAUUGCAGAGUUGCAAGCAAAAGACUGGUGUCGGUAUGACUGUGGAGAGAAAGGAGCCUUACUAUCUAUCGGCCGACACCGAUGAGGAGUGCAAUGCGUGGAUGACAAUCGUCUUGGAGUCCAUCCAAAAGAGUGAUCGACUUCCAUCAUCAUCAUCAUCAUCGUCUACCUCGUCAAUAUCACCUACCAAGGUUAUUGGUGCGGGUGUGAGUGGCAACAGAGGAUCAAGUGGCAGCAGCAACAGCAACCCUGGCAGUGGCAGCAACUCCCAACAUCGAUCAUUCAAUCCCAAGCCAAGCAAUGUGCUCAAGGCAAUGACUGGCAAGAAGUCGUCCAACUCUACGCCAAUCUCUGCACAGUCACUGACUUCCGACCACUCCACGGCGACGACCAAGGUCGAGACACCGUCGCGCGCACUGUUUGGCCUGCCGCUGUCUGUGCUGAUGGCCGAGCAGUCCAAGCACAUCAGUCUGCCAAUACCAUUCAUUCUCAAUGUAUGCUUCGAGGCGAUACAGGCCUAUGGUCUCCAGGAGGAAGGUCUGUUCCGAGUGUCUGGCAGUGUCUUGGAGAUUGAGGCGCUCAAGACCAUCUUUGAACAGAACACCACCUACACAGAGAUGGACCUCCAACAGAGCGACAUCCAUGCCGUCACAGGCCUUGUCAAGUCCUUCUUCCGCAAGUUGCCCCACUCACUAAUUCCAAAGGACCUAGAUGAAUACGCCACAUCAGUAUCGUUGGCCCAGAGUCAGACGAUUGAACAAAAGAUCAAUGAGUUCAAGUUCAUCUUUGAGAGUUUGGACCCGGUGGUGUAUAACAUCUUUAGGUCGCUGUUGGCAUUGCUUCGCCAGACCGUGGAGAACAAGGCCACGACAAAGAUGACAGAGGACAAUGUUCUGAUCGUCAUCAUGCCAACCCUAAAGUGCAAACCAGUAUUAGUGGACAAUGGAAUACGAUACUAUCAUCAAAUAUUCAAUUCAACUUCAUCCUCCUCAUUAUCAUCAUCUGCAUCAGAAGAUUGA